AUGUACCCAUCUCUCAUCUUUCUCGUUCUCUUCUUAUCUUCUCUUUCCAAUCAUUUCCAUGUCUCUAAAGCUGCUGCUUCUACCACUACUAAUGUUGUAAGUAUUUCAUCUUAUAUACAUACAUACAUACAUAUAUAUAUACAUAUAUAUAUAUAUAUAUAUAUAUUGUUAUAUUUUUUUAUAUUUUUUUUUUUUGUUUUGCUAGGGCAGAUGAUGCAGAAGAAAAACAGUGUCAAGAGAAUGGAAGAAGGUUUGGCAAGAGCGAGAGCAGCAAUAAGAGAAGCAGUUACAACACACAAGUAUACGUCUUACAAGGAGGAGACUUUCAUCCCAAGAGGAUCCAUUUACGUAAACCCUUAUGCCUUUCAUCAGAGCCACAUAGAAAUGGAGAAGCGAUUCAAAGUGUGGACUUACAAAGAAGGAGAGCCACCCAUCUUCCACAGUGGUCCGAUGAACGACAUCUACUCCAUCGAGGGACAGUUGAUCGAUGAACUGGAGAGCGACAAAAGCCCAUUCCUUGCUCGCCACCCCGACGAGGCACUCGGAUUCUUCCUCCCUGUCAGCAUUGUCAAUAUCGUCAAAUUCGUUUACAGGCCUUACACCAAUUUCUCUCGCGAUCGUCUGCAGAACAUUGUCGUGGACCACAUUGGCACUGUGUCCACCAAAUAUCCAUACUGGAACAGAAGCAAUGGGGCUGAUCAUUUCCUUGUUUCUUGCCAUGAUUGGGCACCAGAUGUUUCAACUGCCAACCCUAAGUUAUUCAAAAACUUCAUCAGGGUUCUAUGCAAUGCUGACACUUCUGAAGGAUUUAAACCCAUGAGAGAUGUCUCCUUGCCAGAAAUCAAGAUCCCAUAUGGAGAAUUAGGGCCACCCCACCUUGGUGAAGCCCCUAACAACCGUAGGAUCCUCGCCUUCUUUGCAGGUGGUGACCAUGGUGACGUAAGAAAAAUACUAUUCAAAUACUGGAAAGACAAAGACAAGGAUGUCCAAGUUCACCAAUACCUGCCCGAAACCCUAAAUUACUUCGAGUUGAUGAGCGGAACCAAGUUUUGCUUGUGCCUGGGUGGAUAUGAAGUCGCAAGCCCUAGGGUUGUGGAAUCCAUAUACACCGGGUGUGUCCCGGUGAUUAUUUCAGAUAGUUAUGUGCUGCCAUUCAGUGAUGUUCUUGAUUGGAGCCAGUUUUCCGUUCAUAUUCCGCUUUCGAGGAUCCCGGAAAUCAAGAAAAUCUUGGAAGGAAUUCCAAUGGAUGAGUAUGUGGAAAAGCACAAAAGGGUUAUGCAGGUGCAGAGGCAUUUUGUGAUCAAUAGGCCUUCUCAGCCAUUUGAUUUACUGCAUAUGGUGCUUCAUUCAGUUUGGAUCAGGAGGCUUAAUGUGAGGCUACCAUUAUGA
Cornus florida is the source of this 1389-nucleotide messenger RNA. RefSeq names its product probable glycosyltransferase At5g11130. Lineage: Eukaryota; Viridiplantae; Streptophyta; Magnoliopsida; Cornales; Cornaceae. The record is from RefSeq and is a predicted model, not a curated record. Gene Ontology annotation, molecular function: glycosyltransferase activity. The transcript has 3 exons. Bases 1 to 1389 code for a protein of 462 amino acids.